Molecule: messenger RNA, 2102 nt
Organism: Sitodiplosis mosellana (orange wheat blossom midge)
Lineage: Eukaryota; Metazoa; Arthropoda; Insecta; Diptera; Cecidomyiidae
Exons: 5
Coding region: 1-1833 (610 amino acids)
Source: RefSeq, a predicted model, not a curated record
AUGAGGCGAUUGUGUCAUUUUAUAUUGUGUAUUUUUGUGGUUUUGCCCAUCGAUACCAUUGAAAGUACAAGCGAUAAAGUGUUGCAUGUCACUUUAGUCGAUCAAUUAACCAAGGAUUACUUGGAAGCAGAGAAAAAUCUAUGGGAGGUGAUUGAAAGACGUGAGGACAGCACAUUGCAACAAAUCUACAACAUUCACACUGACUUUCUGAAGCGACAUUAUGGCGAAUCAAAUGUUCUGCUAAAUGAUGUUCAUAUGAACAACAAUAACCUCAAGCUAUUGAAUAAUAUAAUUACCAUCAAUGAAACAUCACAUGAUAUUGCACGCGAAUUUUUCGAACAUCGUAACUACACCGUAUUGAGUAUGAAGGCAUUUGACGGCAUCAAUUUGGACAAAACAUUCCAAUCAGUGUGCGAGCAGACAAUUAAUUCAACGGAUUUCUGGAAUAAUCUGAAAAACUCAACACAGGAUUGUCAAUUGCAGUCGAGGUCAGUUCAAUCAGAGUAUCAAGUGCUCUUUGAAUACUACAAAGACAUUCAAGCCGCUGCAUUGCGCACAUACAUCACAGCACAGCUGUCGUACAUGAUUUUGCAUUUGCACGAGAGCGGCGAUUUUCGAAAUCAAUCUCUCAUUUAUGAACAACAUUUUCGUCAAACGAACGCCGAAAUUCGAAAUGUAUUCAAAGGUAAAUUGCAGCAGGCGAACAGAGUUGUUUGGACUUGUGAUCCACUCGAUUAUAGCGCGCCGGGAGUGAGCUACCAAAUCACGAAUUUCCUUCAAGGGUACAUCGACGCAGAGGUUAAUUUGAAUGCCGAAGGGAGUUGUGCAUUAACAUGUGCCGAUUAUCAAAAUACAAAGCAUUUCACAUGCAAUUCGGACACACUUUGUGCUGGACUUCGACCAGAAAAUCGCUCGAUGAUUGGAUGCAAAGGCAGAGUCAGAGGUUGUCAUGGCUUGGAUGACAGUAUUUCGGUUUGCCCGGCGGAAGGCAAUGUUGGCGGACGUUACAAAUACGUUAAAUCGAACACUGGAUUGAAGCUCGGCAAUGCCACUACUACCUGCACCAAUGAAUUGGAGGCAAACGCUUGGGUGCGAUGGUUCGUGAAAUGCAGCAAUUGCUUCUGUUUGUGUGAUGACAUUAUGAAUUCUGACCGGUACUUUAGCUUGAGGGAAGUUGUUUCGAAUAUUGAGAAAAAUCAAAUUGUCACGGGCGUUGCGCUGACCAAACGAAACGGUGUGGUGCAAUUUGUAAUCGCACAGCGCCAAUUGUUCGCUUUCGGAAAUGUUGACCGUUCGCACAUUGAAUACGCCUGGAGUUUGGCCGAACAAUUUGUACCGAAGAGUAAUGAAUCGCAGGAAGGUAUUGACUAUUUCACCCUGACUUAUGAGAAUCGUUCGUUGAAUUUGGAUACAAUCACAGCAUCAGCCGGCAGCGUUGUAACUGGCGUGCGUUUUAAUAGGAAUGGCAAAGGUCAUUUGAUUCUGGAAGUCAGAUUUACUGAAUUUGAUGCAUUCACUGGCAAAUUGAUUAAUUUAGAGAGCAGUGCUUGGAUAUCAAAUCCAGAUGGCGGUAAACACCGAAUAAAUACCGACAAUUUGGAUAUUCCAACGAAAGCAAAUGGGCCAUCGAUGGUGAAAUCCAAAGAGAAUGAUUACAUUCGUUUUGGGCCAACGCACAAGAAAGUCGAUUUAAGUCAGGCAACUGUUCCAUUUAUCGAUGGCCAGAAAGUCGAAGCGAAAAUGCCAUUAUCGGGAGUUGGCUUGUACUACAAAAGUCAUGGCUUUAUUGCACCCAAAAUUAUUCUGUACAACUUUGAAGCAUCAACCGAAUGAUAGUGUGUGGCCGAGGGAGAGGAAGCUAACACAAACCGAAAUCAGCAUUCUGACAUUUUUCUAUUUAUUGUAUUCGAAUACACAGCCAGUUUUAUACAGCAACAACAAAAGACAAAAUGCAUUGCAUCUGAAAUGACAUUCAAUUAUAAGAAUCACUUGCCUUUUUACUAUACAAUUCUGAUAAAGACGCUGGAAAUAUCAAGUGUAAAUAGUUUUUUUUUUUUUUAAAUAAAGGAAUAAUCAAUUACGGAAAGAGGAAUUAUCUUCAA